Molecule: messenger RNA, 2778 nt
Organism: Tripterygium wilfordii
Lineage: Eukaryota; Viridiplantae; Streptophyta; Magnoliopsida; Celastrales; Celastraceae
Product: disease resistance protein SUMM2-like
Exons: 2
Coding region: 1477-2640 (387 amino acids)
Molecular function (GO): ADP binding; ATP hydrolysis activity
Source: RefSeq, a predicted model, not a curated record
UAUCUCCAACAUUCCCUUUCCUUCACUUCAUCUCUUUCUUCGAAACCACACAAAUAUGUAUUUCAUUAAAUCUAGAGUUAUGACUGUUGCAACAACACAAAUCGAUCGACUUCAUUCAUAUAGUCGAGUUGUGCUUCCUCAAAAAGAACUCAUAGCAAAGAAGAAGCUCUCGAAGUAGAGGCUAAUGGUGAGAAGAAGAAAUCGAGUAAGAGCAAAGCCAUGAGAAUCAUGAACAUAUCUAUAUGACUAGUGUAAGGACUUAUCAUAUCUACAUCUUCAAGUUCGGGUCCGUGGGGAUCAUGAGCAAAUGCGAUCCUAUACGACUGGCAUUGAGACUUACCCUAUCUAAAUCUUCUGGAUGAACUUGUGAAUCACGAUCCUAUAAAAUAACUUUUGAAAGUUUAAGCCAACUAUGCAGUUUUUAUCUAGGUCGAGUAGUUGGGAACCCGUUUAGAUAGAUGGGCAGAUAAGGAAUCUAAAUACCAAUAUUUAUUGACAUGUGGAUUAGUAAAAAUUAGGCCUCACCAUUUGGCCUGCGGAUCAAAGCUCGACCCAUGCCUGAAGUUAUAUUUGGCCUGGGCAGCCUGAUCCUAUACACGGGCAGGCUUGGGCUAGACUUUUGGGACCCAGCCCAGCCCAAAAAAAGCCCACUCUCUUUCACUGUUUCACUCCUCUCAUUUCUCUGGUUCUCUUUGUCUCUCUGGACUCUCUGUCUCUCAUCUCAACUCUUACUGUUACUUCAAUGCUUUUACCCGUUGAAGUCUUGCAGAGAGCCAAUCAACCAAGACCAGUCAUCACUCACCUCACCAGUCACCAGAGUAAUAGAGUCACCUGAAAAAGUCAGGCCGGGCCGGUUCGAUGCCGACCCCUUGUAAAGAUAAGAUUAUGAUUGUAUUUUGAUCAUUUACACACUUUUAUAAUUUACAUUUUUAAAAAAUUAAUUAUGAUUGUGUUUUCAUUGAAAUUAUAUUUUUAUCUCAAACAAAUAUCGAAUUGAUAUCAGAAAGGUAUUGGGUAUUUCAUGUUUAUUGCUGUACUUCUUCAUCUUGACUUGGAGGCUUCCACACACUUUCUAAGUAUUCGCAAUGACUUUUCUACUCUAUCGAGUAUCUAGCCUUCUUUCUAUAUCUAGCUUUUCUAUCCCCAGUCUUCAAUUUUCUUUCUAUCAGAAAGAUAUUGGGUAUUUCGUGUUUAUUGCUGUACCUUUUCAUCUUGACUUGGAGGCUUUCACGCACUUUCUAAGUCUUGGCGAUGGCUUUUAUACUCCUAUUUAGUAUCUAGCUUUCUAUCCCCAGUCUUCACAAUUCUCUCCAUUGUGAUUCUGCUCUGCAAAUCUACCUUCAUACUUUAUUCUCAACUUAAUUACCACUCUUAAUCUCUGAUUCCAUUUCCAGUCUUUGAUAACCCAUACUACAGAAUACAGAAGCUUGACAAAGAAAAUCAAGACAAAAGUAAGGAGAAUAAAACUUCUGGGAAAUGGCCGAGAAAGUUUUUUCCUAUGUUGCAGAGCACGGAGGGGAAAUGGCUGAGAAAGUUUUUUCCUUUGCUGAAGAGCUUGGAGGUGUAAAAUGGAUUAAACGUCAAAUUAGUUAUGUGUACAACUUCGAAAAAAAUGUAGCUAAUGUUAAAGAUCAACUCCCUAGUCUGAAACGUAAGAGAGAGAGAACGGAGCAUGCUGUUGAUGAUGCAACCAAUAGUAGAAAACUGGAGGUGAUUGAAGGGGACGUUGAACAGUGGCAGCAGAGCGAGGCAACAAUUAAUGAGAAAGCAGAACGUCUUUUCGAGGAAACAGAAAGGGCUAAGAGGAGGUGUUUGUUUGGGUUAUGUCCUAAUGUGAAGGCAAUGUACCAGGUUAGCAAGAAAGCUGAGGACUUAUCAAAGGCCGCAGUCAAUCUUCUGUUGGCACAGCAGUUUCCAAGUGUUUCAUAUCGUCCUGCUCCACAAGGAAUACGCUUUACAACCAUCAAGGAUUAUGAGACCUUCGAAUCAAGAGCAGGGAAUUUGGAAGAAAUUAUGAAUGCCUUAAAAGAUCCUAAUGUCAACAUGAUUGGUGUUUGGGGUACGAGUGGUGUUGGUAAAACUACUCUUGUGAAGAAAGCUGCUGAACAAGCCAAUGUAGACAUGAUUUUUGAUGUGAUGGUUUUAUCGGAGGUAUCUUCAAAUCCAGACUUGAGGAGGAUUCAAGGAGAAAUUGCAGAUGCCUUAGGCUUCAAAUUUCAGGUGGGGACAAUUUCUGGGAGAUCCAACCAAUUACGUGAACGUUUGUUGAAAGAAACAAAAAUUCUAGUGAUUCUUGAUAAUAUUUUGGCAACGCUUGAUCUGGAAGAGUUAGGAAUACCUUUCGGUAAUGGCCACAGAGGAUGCAAAAUAUUGAUGACAUCUAGAGAUGAGCAUUUAUUAACCGAGAUUGGUCCUGAUAGUUUGACGAUCAAGGUUGAUGCAUUAGAUGAUGGGGAGGCUUGGAAUUUAUUUGAAAAAAUGGCAGGGGAUGUCGUCAAACUUCAGUAUUUGCAUCCUAUUGCUAUUGAAAUAGCUAAAAGAUGUGGAGGUUCGCCAAUUUUGAUUAAGAAAAUUGCAAGAUGCCUGCGAAAUAAAAGGGAUUUACAUACUUGGAAAGAAGCCUUACAACAAUUAGAUUAGUUUGGAAAUGAUGAAUUUGAUGCACGAAUGUAUUCAGCUCUGGAGUUGAGUUACAAUCACGUGAGAAGUAAUGUAAUAAAACAGUUGUGCUUGCUUUGUGGUUCACCGUUAAAUACUAAUUAUAUGCCAUUGAGGAUU